UUAAUCAUCUACAUAUAAAAACACAAAUAUCACUAUUAAAGGGAUAGUUGCCCCAAAAAUUAUUAUUCUGUCAUUAAUUAUUCACUCUCGUGUUGUUCCAAAUCCAGAUUUGCAUUUAAUUUUGGGGGGAACUAGCCAAAAUGACUAAUAAUUGAGCAUUAGAAGCACAUCAGCAGUAAAAUAUCCCUUCUCUGGUUUUCAUUAAAAGUGUGUAUUUUUGUGUCUUUAAGACGUGGUGCAUGGAAACGCAGUGGAUCAGAGUUGUGUGUUGAGGCUGCAGCAGAUUAAAGCUGCUCUACAGGAAGCACAUGGUUCUUAUACUGGACCCUUCGCCCCAGGGUGUUCUCGGAUAGAUGUCUCAUGGGUGGAAUGUGCCAUUCAUUUGCUGACUAAGCUGACACAAGCACAUGAAGAUGAGGCCUGGACUGUUUUAUACUCUCUGCCAGAUUUGGACCCUGAGGGUCUUUGGACUUUGCUUCACAAAUAUGAGAGUGAACUGCAUGGACCCAGUUUCGAAAACCUGCAUGAAGUUUUUCAGUCACGUGUGCCAGCACACGCCAGCAGAGGCACCAACACAGUGAACGCUGAAACCGAGAGAGAGAGGUCUGAACAGGAGCAUGAAGAGCUGUCAGAUGGUGAAAAACAAGAACUCUGCACUGGAUGUGGCAUGGUUUUAGAUCCAGAAGAUACUCCAUAUUUAGAGAUUGUGUAUGUCAAAGACCCAAGAAAUGAAGUGAGCAUGAUGGAGGCGAGGGACGGAGACAGACAAAGAGAAGGAGACAUUAAGAGCAAAGGAGACCAUGAGGAGAUUUCAGUGGAGAAACAAAACUCUCUGAUCACACUGGCCUGGAGCAAACCAACCCACGGAGAGGAUCACAUUCAGGAAGUGACUCUUCAACAGAAGGAAGAGGCCGUCUCUAUUACAGUGCAGGAGGAUAGAGAUAAUAACACACACGUCCCUGACACAAAUCCACAUGAUGUGAACAUCUACACACACCAGGAGAACAUAAGCUCGGUCUCACUGCAGCUAAGUGCACAGUAUGAAGAAACGCAUUCAGAUAGUGAGAAAGGAGAGACACAGACACUGAUCCAACAAGACCAUUCAGGCUUCAUCACAGCUGGGCAGCAACAGGAGGAUAUAAGAGAUGGAGAGUUCACACGGCAACCUCUCGGAGACACCCAUCAGCCCGACUCAACACCUACACAGCUGCUACAAAACACUGACACGCCACCAGCAAGUGUCCCAGACGCUGAACCCACGCAAACAUUGGAGACCCAUGAGAAGGAGGCCUCACUUCAGGAGCAGAGGAACCAGGAGAUCUAUGAGAGAGCGGGUGAGGAGCAGCAGUUACAGCGGGACGCCACCAUGCGCUGCCUUGUGGACAUCCAGAGGAAAGCAGAGCGACGCUGGCAACGGGACAGAGACAGACAACUACUCCGAGUUCAAGAGCGACUGGCCAUCGUCCAGAGUCGGAAGGCAGAUGAAGAUCUGUUGGGCCUGACGCAGGAAGACACACUCAGGCAUCUGACUGACACACUACGACAGGAGGAUGAGCUACAACAGAAAACUUUAGUGAGAGAGAAACUCCAGCAAAUGAGGAGAGAGCGCUCAUGCAUUCUCCAGACCAGACGAGAGAGAAAUACAGCUGGAUUUAAAGAGCUUCUUGCGCCCACAGCUCAACGUAUGACCGAAACCGAAGAAGGACACUAGUGCAUACUCAAACCCAUUUCCACAAACAUACAGAACACACAGUAAAACAUUCAUCAACUUUAUUGAUGUAGGAGCACAAAAGUAACUGUGUUUGAACGAUAGCAACUUUUGUUCAAGGUUCAAACACUUUCCUAAUUGCCAAUGAUAAAUGCCACCCCCUAUAAGUUUAUAUUAGUGCUUACAAUGCAUGCACACACAUUGGCGCUUGAUCUUUUAAGAAGACUGUUGUGUUUCUUUGGCAAAUAAUAAAUUGCAUGACUCGUAUAACUUUACCAUAGACAGUGAGCACAUUAAAACACUUUUGGGUUUGGUUUGCUUUGUAUUCAUCUCAGUGUGACGCCCACAUGCAUGUUAUCCUGUCCUGCCAUUGAAUAGAAACCAGCACUUCCUCUGAAUUAUUAGUACAAGAUGACUGACAAUGCCUGAAUACCUGGCAAGUAUAUAAUGAAACACGUUUGAACAUUUUAUUGAACUCCAGAAAACUGCACAAUGCCUCAGUCUUUUAAAACAAACGUACGCGUGCGUGCGUGUUAAUUAUAAAUUAAACAACACAGUCUGCCUCCCCGCAGACGUUGCGUUUUAUAUAUAUUCAGAGAGCAUAUAUACUGUGAAUGUCUACAAUGGAAAUGAAAGUAGUGAAUAAAUUAUUUUGCUUUGCCUCUA
This is a messenger RNA of Rhinichthys klamathensis goyatoka, 2374 nucleotides long. RefSeq lists its product as uncharacterized. NCBI's taxonomy places the organism in Eukaryota, Metazoa, Chordata, Actinopteri, Cypriniformes, Leuciscidae. The record is from RefSeq and is a predicted model, not a curated record. The transcript has 9 exons. Bases 668 to 1711 code for a protein of 347 amino acids.